AUGGAAUUGUUAGAAAUGGUUUUAUACAUGGGCAAUUUACUGGCCACCACUCCCACCAAACCACCAGGAAAAAUUUAUCCUUCAGUUGUGCUAACUUUUUUCGUGGUGAACGUAGCAGCGGCCACCAUUUUCAAGAAAUCUGAUUACAUGAGUAUGAUCCACGUCAAAUUCGUAAUCGCCGUAUUAAUGGACUCCACUUUGUUCAUUUUCAAUUUAAUCGUAAUAAUAAUCCCGGCUUUUUGGAAAAGGAAAGAAUGGUCCAAACUUGUCAAAAUAUUAACAAAAUUGCGCUCACUACAAGACAAAAAAUCAUCAUCUGUGUAUUUCAUUCUCAUCCAAAUAAUUUUCUGGGCUAUUACUUUGUACGACACUUACGCAUGGACCAUGAUCAUGGAAUUCGAAUUUCUAAAACAAUACGGAGUAGAAAUCCUACAAUCGUUUCUUUUGUUCCACCACCAGUGCUUACUUCACGUCGCUAUUAACAUAGUCCUUGACGGCUACAAAGACGUUAUCACCAAAUUUUACACCAUCGAACUAUUAAAUAAAGAAAGCGCGAAAAUAAUUAAACACAAAUUGGGUUUGCUACAAGUGUGUGUUCGACUCUUCAGUGAAGUGUUCGGCUGGCCUUUUCUUUUAAUUAUCGUGUACACAAGCUUGCAGAUGUUAAAUUAUUUCGACGAUAGUUUUGAAAACGGGUUUUUGUACGACGAAAACGAAUACGACGAAGUAAUUAUUUCUAACGGUUACACGGUUUUUUUGAUCUGGUUGUGGGACUCGGUUUUAGCAGAAGUCGACAAGAUCCAGCACUUUUGCAGAAACGUUACUGACGUGCUCCAAACGAACUAUUUUGUUAUUAUCAGCAAGGGUAUUGUCAAUAAUUGCCCGAAAUUAUCAGUGGCUGAUUUUUUUUACGUGGAUAGAGCGCUUAUUUUUAAUAUGUUUAGCGUCACUUUUACUUUUUUGAUAGUCAUGAUUCAGUUUAAAGAGCGUGCUAAUUUAAGUAGUUAUGAAUAUUUGAACCAAUAA
Zophobas morio is the source of this 1026-nucleotide messenger RNA. Its product is annotated as gustatory and pheromone receptor 39a-like. The coding region runs from base 1 to 1026 and encodes 341 amino acids. The transcript has 2 exons. NCBI's taxonomy places the organism in Eukaryota, Metazoa, Arthropoda, Insecta, Coleoptera, Tenebrionidae. Gene Ontology annotation, cellular component: dendrite; membrane; axon. The record is from RefSeq and is a predicted model, not a curated record. Gene Ontology annotation, biological process: sensory perception of taste; male courtship behavior; chemosensory behavior.